GAGAAAGUGGAGAUAGGUGGUUCAUGCCAACCGUGCGUGCCCCGCCGUGCCGUGAAGUGGAUAACAGCUCGCGAGCCCGAGCUCCCCUCGCGCACCUUUCAAAGCGUGCGAGGAUGGCAUAGGGAGGUACUGUAUGUUAGGAAACUAGAGACAUACAGAAAGAGAGAGAUAGGAGGAACAGAUGGAGAGAGAGAGAGAGGGGGAUUGACAAACGGAGAGCAGCAAUAACAGGAAACACCGCGCGCAGGGCUUUGCUUUCCUACGGAGCGGAUGCAGAGCAGAAAGAAGGGCGCGAGAGGAGCGGCUGCAGACCGAUAAAACGGGAAGAGGAACAUUAGAAGAACCCCUCAGAACAAACCGGUUCUAACAGUCUCACGGAGAGGGAAGAGUCGGUUUCCGUGCGGGGGGGUUAUCCAAUUGAAAGAGAAGAGAAGGAUCCAUGGAUUCCCCCACUGAUCUGUUUGGUCGUCAGUCCUCCCUGAUCUCUCCUUUCGACCCGUACCUCAACCCCUCCACCGCACUUGACCUCCCCAGACACCUCACACCCUCUGGAAGGGGGCACGGUGCACCCUACCCCGGAGCCAACCCCUCCUCCCGACCCCCCUACCCCCUCAUCCACCACCUGCUGCAGCCUGGUGGAGCCCCCAUGAGGUCCAGGGGGCAAUUACACCUAGACCAAUAUCACAAGGAAGAGGAAGGGAUGGGUGGAGGGUUGGUAGGGGUGGCGGGGAAGAGGCUGAGUGGCGCCCUAGUGGCGGACUGGAGUUAUGACACGACGAGAGUGAAGAGAUUGAGACUGGAGAGUCUAGUCAAAGGAGAUGGAGAGAUAGGCUUAGAGGAGGAGAAAGGGAGGAGGAGUGUGCAGACGGGGGGGAGGGAGGGGAGGAGAAGGGAGAGAGAGGAGCUGAAGGAACAGUUGGAGGAAGCGAGAGGAAGACUGAAGGCCUUGCAGGAGAAGGUAUGGAAAGCAUUCGGACAGAGAUCCGCUCAGGAGGAGGAGCGGAGGAGGAGCGGAAGAGAGGAGGAGGAGGAUGAUGAUGGUGAUGGAGGCAUGGACGAAGAGGAGGAGGAGACGGCAGAAGGGAUCACUGAAGAAGACGUGGAAGAGGAAGAUCUCUCUCUUUCCUUCCUCCCCUCUACUCCCCCGUUCCAGGGCAUCGCUAAACGAGACCGAAAAGUCAGGGAUCACGAGAAACGAAGGAGUGAAGAACAGAGGAACGUGAACGGAGGAGGGGGGGUGUUUUUGGAGGGGGUUCUGGAGAGGGCGGCAGUGUGGAUGGGGUGUGGGGUAAUGAGAGGGGAGUUUGAGGGUUUUGGAGGGGGGCAGAAGUUUGCCCAAGCUUUGAAACAGGAACUGGGGAGUGCUGUAGCUCGAGUUAUCGAUAGGGUCCUCCGUCUAUACACCCAAAACGAACCUCUCCCUCCCUCCAUCCGUCCCUCCAUCUUGUCAUCUGGAGAGGGAGGGAACGAGGGAGGAGGCAGAGUGUGGGCAGCCCUGAGAGAGAGGGAGGAGAGGAGGGAGAGAGGACGGGGUGGGGGUUCAGUAACACACGACCAACCUCCCCACUCAAACGGAGCUCCCCCCACCCACCCCCACGCCCUCCAAGAACAAUCUGAAGCGUUGCCGUUGGUUACCCGUCGACCCGACAACCGCCGAAACCCACUUCUACCCCCCAACAACCACCCUAACAACCGCACUAAAAACACUCUCCUCCCUCCUCACCCCUUCCCCCCUCUCUGCCAGCCUCACCCCCCUCACCCCGCCCUCCUCCCCCCCUCCACUUGCCCUCUCCCCCUCCCCCUCCUUCACUACACCAUGCAACAGCUCUUCACCCGUUCUCUCUCUCACCUUCCUCCUCUCCACAAGGGGGGCGUUAUGAACCCUUUCCCCCCCUCCUCUCAGCACUCCUACCCUCCCCUCGCUGUGAUGGGGGGAUUGGAUCGUCUGGAUGGAGGGAUGCAACAUCAUCAUGAUAGAGAGAGGGAUGGAGGGAUGAGAGGAGGAGGAGGAAGGGAAGGAGGGAUGGAUUCUGGGAUGUAUCUUGGUCCGGGUUCAUCUCAGGAGGGUUUGUCUCCCUGUCAUCUGAAGAAAGCCAAACUGAUGUUCUUCUACGCUAGAUACCCCAGCUCUAACACGCUUAAGACUUAUUUCCCUGAUGUUAAGUUUAACCGCUGCGUGACCUCCCAGCUCAUCAAGUGGUUCAGUAACUUCCGGGAGUUCUUCUACAUCCAGAUGGAGCGCUUCGCCAGGCAGGCUGCCCACGAUGGCUUACCCAGGGACGGUGCCCCCUGCCUGGGGAGAGUUAGCAGAGAGACCCCCCUACGCCUGGGCCGGGACACUGAGCUCUAUCGCAUACUGAACAUGCAUUAUAACAAGAGCAACGACUACCAAGUUCCUGACAGGUUUGUGGAGAUUGCAGAGUUAGCACUGAGAGAGUUCUACACAGCGAUACAGACUGGGAGAGAUAGUGACCCCUGCUGGAAGAAAUCCAUCUACAAGAUUAUCUGUAAACUAGAUAGCCCUGUUCCCGAUGGUUUUAGGCUGCCUGGCUGUCCAAUGGGCUGAAGAGUGAGGACACACACACACACACACACACACACACACACACACACUGCAUCGUAUGGGACAUCCAUGCACACACACACACACACACACACACACACACACUGUAACGGAUGCAGGAACACACACAAUGAGCUGACAAAUAAUAUUAAAAUAUAAAUACACACAUUGGACUAAUUGUAAACGUGUUCUAAUGGAGAGGUACACACAUGCUCUACUGUUACUAGCUACUGCACAAUGUGUUCUGCCCUGAAUCUCUCUGCCUUUGGUUGUUGGUUGCUACAGUUCGCUUGCCCUUAUAGGCUUUGUUACUCAAUACCAGAUCUGGGUUCAAAUAGUAUUUGGCAUUUGUUUUUAGCACGCCUGGAGUGUCAGACUUCUAUUAGUGCCAUUUCAACUGGUAAGCUCAAUAAAGCACAGAAAGUAUUUUAAAUGAUUUCAAAUAGCAUUUGAACCCAUAGAGAUGGAAAGAGGUCUCGUCUUUGUAUCUGUGCCAUUAUGGUGUCUGUGACAGCGUGGGCAGCGCCAUUGAGGCCAUCUCCAUUUUAAGCUAAUAUGUGUGAUUUAGCACCACCUGCAGUGCUGGAGUCCUGAAGCAAAUCAUGUGGGUCAUUCAUUUAUUGUGGCCACAAGAUUUUACAUAUACAUUUUACAUGGCGGUGAUAUAGAUUAAAGUCAUUUACAAACCACGGCACCCAAUUUUGAAAAAGAAGACAAUUGUCUGGUCAUUGGCUGAUUGUUCCCAACCAAUUAGAAUCCACACCCAGUUGACUACCUUAAAAUGGUGGAAACCCUCGCUGGCAACGUCCAUGCUAAAACAGGUUAUAUCCAAGUUGAGUCCUAUAACUAUUGUGGUCCUCUGUAGCUCAGCUGGUAGAGCACGGCGCUUGUAACGCCUGGGUAGUGGGUUCGAUCCCCGGGACCACCCAUACGUAAAAAUGUAUGAGCACAUGACUGUAAGUCGCUUUGGAUAAAAGCGUCUGCUAAAUGGCAUAUUAAGCGUCUGCUAAAUGGCAUAUUAUUAAAUAACUAUCUCUGUUUGAACCCAGGUCUGUUCAAUACUGUCAGUCCAAAACCAUAAAGAUAUCUGGAUAUGGCGCUAUGGUCGUAUUCUUCUAUACAUGAAUCCAUAAUAUUAAAUACGCUUUUUGUUUACUUGUUUACUAUAAUGUUGUUGUUGUUGUUGUUGUUGUUAAGAGUAAGAUACAUAAACAUAUAUAUGUGUGUUUAUGAUCUCUGUAUGUCUUUGGAAAUGUAUAUGAAAAUGUCAAAAUCUGUGAUGCGCAUUCCAGCGUUUUUAACAUAAAGAGAAAUACUGGAA
Molecule: messenger RNA, 3884 nt
Organism: Coregonus clupeaformis (lake whitefish)
Lineage: Eukaryota; Metazoa; Chordata; Actinopteri; Salmoniformes; Salmonidae
Product: prospero homeobox protein 1
Exons: 5
Coding region: 440-2566 (708 amino acids)
Biological process (GO): regulation of transcription by RNA polymerase II
Cellular component (GO): nucleus
Molecular function (GO): RNA polymerase II cis-regulatory region sequence-specific DNA binding; DNA-binding transcription factor activity, RNA polymerase II-specific
Source: RefSeq, a predicted model, not a curated record